GAGGCGAGUUCUCGCGAGACUCCGGCGCUGCCGCAGAAGGAGACCGCUCCGUCGCUGAGGGGGGGAAAAGAAAAGGCAGGAGAAGGCGACGCCGAAGGGCGCCCGGAGUCCGCGACGCCCGCCUCGUCUUCCUUCCUUCCUUCCUCCUCCUCCUCUUCCUCUUGCCUCCCCUUCCCCUCUCCUCCCUCGCCGACCGCCGCCCCCGCGCCCCCUGCCCGCUCUUCCUCCUCCUCAGCCGCCGCCGGGACGAUGCUGCGGGGCCCAGCCACCCUCCCCGCGGCCCUCUCGCUCCUCCUCCUCCUGGCCACGGCGGGGAGCCUCUGGCCGACGCCGGUGGGCGCGCAGAGCGCUGGGUUUGUCAAGUCGCCUAUGUCAGAGACUAAGCUCACAGGGGACGCCUUUGAACUGUAUUGUGACGUGGUUGGGAACCCCACCCCAGAGAUCCAGUGGUGGUACGCUGAAGUCAACCGGGCUGAAUCUUUCAAACAGCUGUGGGACGGUGCUCGAAAGCGCCGCGCCACCAUUAACACUGCCUACGGGGUGAAUGGCGUGAGCGUGCUGAGAAUCACUCGUCUUACCUUGGAAGACUCUGGGACGUAUGAGUGCAGGGCGAGCAACGACCCCAGAAGGAAUGACUUGAGGCAAAAUCCUGCCAUAACGUGGAUACGAGCCCAGGCUACUAUAAGCGUCCUUCAGAAGCCCAGGAUCAAUUCCAGUAAUGAAGUGACCAUUACCUCCCCUCAAAUCCCCAUCACUCUACAGUGCAACCUCACAUCCAGCCCUACCCCCCUCAUUAACAGCUACUGGGUGAAGAAUGGAGAGGACAUUCCAAGUACCAUGAAGAACACAAACACCACAGAAUACAAAAUCACAAAGCCCAGAGCUGAUGAUUCAGGGGAAUAUUGGUGUGUAUUUGUAUUUGUUGCCUCCCCAGUAGCAAAUGCUUCAAUAGAAGUAAAAGCUGCUCCUGAUAUUACUGGGCACAAGCGAAGUGAGAACAAGAACGAAGGGCAGGAGGCACUGAUGUAUUGCAAGUCGGUGGGCUACCCACAUCCAGAGUGGACGUGGUACAAAAAAAUCAACGGGAUGUCUGUGAGUAUUGACAACUCUUCGGGACGCUUCUUCAUUAACAACAAAGAGAAUUACACCGAACUCCGUAUUCAGAGCCUCCACAUCACUCAGGACCCUGGCGAUUACGAAUGCAAUGCCACCAACUCCAUCAACACGACCGCCAAAAUCACCAUCCUCCGUGUACGCAGCCACUUGGCUCCUCUCUGGCCCUUCCUGGGAAUUCUGGCGGAGAUCAUCAUUCUUGUAGUUAUCAUAGUUGUUUAUGAGAAAAGGAAGAGGCCAGACGAGGUUCCAGACG
Messenger RNA from Thamnophis sirtalis, 1369 nucleotides. The record is from RefSeq and is a predicted model, not a curated record. Lineage: Eukaryota; Metazoa; Chordata; Lepidosauria; Squamata; Natricidae.